Peromyscus maniculatus bairdii (prairie deer mouse) is the source of this 2611-nucleotide messenger RNA. The record is from RefSeq and is a predicted model, not a curated record. Lineage: Eukaryota; Metazoa; Chordata; Mammalia; Rodentia; Cricetidae.
CUUUGGUCCCCGGACUGGUUCCUCGGCCCCACCCCUCCAUGAAGCCCCCGCCCACGGUCCGCCUUCCGGACAGCGCGAGGGGGCGGGGGCGGGGGCGGGGCCGGCCUCACCCGGAAUGAAAACAAACGGCGGCCUCUGCGGCAUCCGGGCACUCAGCAGGUCGCGGCUGGCGCGGCGGUGGCGCAGGAUGGCGCAGAAGAAAUAUCUUCAAGCAAAAUUGACCCAGUUUCUAAGGGAAGACAGAAUUCAACUUUGGAAACCUCCAUAUACUGAUGAAAAUAAAGAAGUUGGUUUGGCCUUAAAGGACCUUGCUAAGAAGUACUCUGACCGUCUAGAGUGCUGUGAAAAUGAAGUGGAGAAAGUAAUAGAGGAGAUCCGUUGCAAAGCCAUUGAGCGCGGCACAGGGAAUGAACACUUCCGAACAACUGGGAUUGCCACAAUUGAGGUGUUUCUGCCGCCAAGACUCCGGAAACAAGACAAGAAAAGCUUGUUGGAGACCCGCUUGCAUGUUACUGGUAGAGACCUGAGGUCUAAAAUAGCUGAAACUUUUGGAUUUCAAGAAAAUUACAUCAAGAUCGUAAUAAAUAAGAAACAGCUUCAACUAGGGAAAAGCCUUGAAGAACAAGGGGUGACUCACAAUGUAAAGGCGAUGGUGCUGGAGCUGAAACAGUCUGAAGAGGACGCGAGGAAAAACUUCCAGGUAGAGGAGGAGGAGCAGAAUGAGGCUGAACUGAAGGAGAAGCGCAUUCAGAGGACCAAAAGGGGCCUGGAGAUCCUGGCGGAGAGAGCGGAGAUGGUCGAUCCGGAAACGAUGCCUUACUUAGACAUUGCAAACCAGACAGGCAGGUCAAUCAGAAUUCCUCCUGCCGAAAGAAAAGCCCUUAUGUUAGCUAUGGGAUACCAUGAGAAGGGCAGAGCUUUCCUGAAGAGGAAAGAGUAUGGAAUAGCCUUGCCGUGCCUUCUGGACGCUGACAAGUAUUUCUGUGAGUGCAAAGAGCUGCUGGACACUGUGGACAACUACGCGGUUCUUCAGCUGGAUAUCGUGUGGUGCUACUUCCGCCUGGAACAACUGGAGUGCCUCGAUGAUGCAGAGAAGAAGCUGAACUUGGCCCAGAAGUGCUUUAAAAACUGUUAUGGAGAGAAUCACCAGAGACUGGUCCACAUAAAAGGAAACUGUGGGAAAGAGAAGGUGUUGUUUUUAAGACUCUACUUGCUUCAAGGGAUUCGAAACUAUCACAGUGGAAAUGGAGAGGAGGCUCGGGACUAUCUCAACAAGGCACGCCAGCUCUUUGAAGAGCUGUACAUCGAUCCGUCAAAAGUUCACAACUUGCUGCAGUUGGGGUUCACUGCCCAGGAAGCCCGGCUUGGCCUGCGGGCUUGUGAUGGGAACGUGGACCAUGCAGCCACUCACAUUUCCAACCGCAGAGAGGAACUGGCUCAAAUAAGGAAGGAGGAGAAGGAAAAGAGGAGACGUCGUCUGGAAAAUAUCAACUGUUUGAAAGGAAUGGGUUACUCCACACAUGCCGCCAAGCAGGCCCUUCACCAGGCCAGAGGCAACCUGGACGAUGCCCUGAAGAUUCUCCUCAGUAAUCCACUCAUGUGGUGGCUACAGGAUUUAGACCCUGAAAACAACAGCCGUCAAACAAGUCCUUCCCAAGAGAGCAUCGACCAACUGGUGUACAUGGGAUUCGACACAGUGGUGGCUGAAGCCGCGCUAAGGGUGUUUGGAGGCAAUGUCCAGCUGGCAGCUCAGACCCUUGCGCACCAUGGAGGAAGCCUUCCUCCAGACCUGCAGUUCUCAGGAGAGGACUCCUCCUCCUCCUCCUCCACACCAUCCACAUCCCCAUCAGACUCUGCAGGGACCUCUAGUGCCUCAACAGAUGAAGACAUGGAGACAGAGGCCGUCAACGAAAUCCUGGAGGACAUUCCGGAGCAUGAGGAAGACUACCUGGACUCCACUCUGGAGGAUGAAGAAGUGAUUAUUGCUGAGUACUUGUCCUACGUAGAAAGUAUAAGGUCUGCCACAAACAACAACUGAACAGAACUAAGUCCUACAUUUCUGCCUAUAAAUUCUGUCGUUGUGAAUGGUCGAAUGCAGCUCUUCUUUGCGUUCCUCUUGCUUUUCAACGAUUCUGCUCCACGUAGGCUUCUUCCUCAGGUACAGGGACCCAGCAUAGUGAAGAGAGACUUUAUUGGGAAGAGGACAGUCUAGGAGAGGGAGUCCCUGGCUCUGUUCCCCUUCUGCCUCCAGGUCUGCAUCCCUAACUCGGCCACUCUGCCGGUUUUCCAUCCAGACUGGGAAGCAGGCUCCCUAAUGGAAGCAGGGUGGUCUGCAGAGGGCUGGGGACUCGGUCUCCUGUCCCCCUCAGCUAGCCCUCCUGUGCACUUUUCUUCCUAUCCUGCUACUGAAACUCCCCUCUCCACCCACCGCUGCUGUGCAAGCUUACCUCAGCCCUUGCUCACCCUGCCUCACCCCUGCCUCUCCAUUCCAAGUGCUGUGGGCACAAUGAGAUAUAGGCCGCAUCCCAUACUAAAUGGUGGCAGAUACCUUGAUGUUGAAAUGUCAGUGUUCUGUGCUCUUAGAUCAGUAAAGUCUGUACUUAAAAUUCAA